AUGGAGGAGCAUGUCGUCAGAUUAGCCCAUGCGUUGCCUGAAUGUGCAUCGGCCGUGCGAGCAGUUGAGGCGAUGGCGACGGGUCUGUGUUUAUGUUCCUGGCAAUGGUUUGUCGACUUCUGUGCGAUGGAUUUCCAGGUGGCCGACUAGGCCGAUGCGUGAUGUGCAUGUGCAGUGGCUUUCUGGUCAGAAUCGGCUUGGAGGUUCAGAUACCUGAUCUAAAGGUAUGGCCGCAAUGAGGACUUUAAAGAUUGACGUGGGACCCACACUAAACACACACGCCCAUGUACAAGAUACCCUUGUCUGGUUUAGCCCUCCUGUCGUGGUGAUUAUUGGGGUAUGGCCGUUAGGCAGAGCCAAAGCGUCCGUCACCGUUUAUGAGAGCAGAUGAUGUGUUGGCUCGGCGACAUUGGAAGUAUUCUAUGAAAACGGCUUGAAUGCGGUGGAUGAUGGGCACAUUUCUCUAUAAAUAUUAUGAAAAAACAGGUUGAUAGCGAGGAGCGAUCAACGCAUCUCACACUCUGUCAGAAUAUUAAUGUCCGUUCAGAAGCCAUGGAAUAGCAUAUAUUUCAAUCCCAGGUGAAGCGUUCAUCUUUCGAUUUUCAGAAAGCAGAUUUGCUAGGCUGUAGGAAGGUGAGUCGUGCAGACAACGAACCGGUACUAUUUGAAUUUCUUUUUUAACGACCAUUGAUGGAGCGUUUUACGGUUGUUCCAAGCAUUUGGAAUCGCCUUUGUUUAACUCAAGUGUUUUUUUUAGAAACCGUUGAUGUCUGUCAGAGUCAGAGGUCUUGGGAUAAAAGCGUCCAUGAAACCAUAAAAGACGAACACAUUUGUGGGCUUUUCGCAAGCUCAGUAUCUGUCAAUCUGCUUCCAGUGCAUAGACUUAUUUUGCAAUUGUAGGAUAAACGUGAUCCAGAAGGAUGAAAGCGAUAGCGAGGACUCUGAGGCUAGCUCGAAGGCGGAAGAAAUUGACCUUCCAGAGCCCGAGACCGGACCCCCAUUACUGACGCCGAUAGCAGAAGACCAGGAUCCCAGUGGAAUACCUCCAUGGUCUGCCAAACUGACCUCCUCUCGUCUUCCGCAAUUUGCCAUGGCUGUGCUCUCCUCCAACCUCUGGCCAGGCGCUUAUGCUAUUGGAUUUGAACAGUGAGUAUUUGUCGAAUUCGCCGUUCCUUCCGGACUUGGUUAAUAGGCUAUAAGCGGCUCCCUUGACACUGUCCUGCAAAAGUUGCUGGGGAUGUGUCAAUCACUCAGAUCGGAUCCACCCAAUCCUUACUUGUUAUCGACGGGACGCUGUCAGACGGGGUACUGCGAGCGGCUGCCCCAGCAGAUAAGAUUCACAUCCUCACUGUCAAGAAAAUCGACGUGAGAGAGCAAAAAUGACUUUUCUAUGACAUUCUGCGACAAGGAAACCAACUGACCUUGCUUGAAAUCCUCGGCUUCUAGGGACGGCUCUCUCAACAAUUUGAUCAAAAGGUGACAACGGACUAAGUUGCACCCAUCUACUCUGGUUGUCAGACGUGCGGUGGCGGGCUUUGGUCAGGAGUUUCCACAAAGAGCUUAGGGUUGAUGUUUGGCUGACUGGUGAGAUCCAAUCACCCAGAAACGUCCUUUCUGGUAUCUCCUGUCUCAUAAAUUUAUGUUUCUUAGCAGCAUAUUCCAGUCUGUGCAUUAGUUACGCAGUACGGGGUAUGUCGGCUGUUUGAGAAAAACAAAAUAUUUGGUAGAGAUGCCGACAUACACUCAUUAAAUUCAGUACACAUGUUCCCGCAUAUACAACGUAAAAGAUAUUUCAGCAAAACCGUCUUUCGCCUUAAUUACAGCAUCGAUGCAUCUUCUGAAAUGACUAUACACACUGAUUGAGCACGUCAGUUGUCAGGUUUGCCAUGAUCGUAAAAAAUGUUGACCGGGUGCUUUUGCAGGCUGCAUGAGAAGGAUCAAGAUCACGCUACUCCUGACAUUGAGCCGCCAAGCUCGCCUGAUAUCAACCCUUUUGCCACCGUUGAGCGCCGUUUAGGCUGUUUCACCCAGCAAACUUCCUGAGCUUAAAAUUGUGUGACAUUUGUUCCAUAAAUUAUGCGUUUAUGUAGAUGAAAGCCGCAGUCUUACAAACAAUAAACCAAACAAAAGAAGUUACAGCGCAUAGUACAACAGAAAUGGCUUGUUGUGUUUACCUCUUGGUCUAUCCUAUGUGGAAGUUGCAUCAACAUUCGUAUGUGGAGUUUAUGGUCGUGAUAAUUUAGAACUACCAGUUCGGCCUCUGAUCCAACAACAUAUGUGUAUUGCAUAUGGUAACCCGCGUCCAAAGACCCACUUUAUGAUUCAUCGCAGUCGCAUUGUAAGUUUAUACUUUUCUUCACAGAGGCUAGCUGGCUUACUUGGCAUUUGCGAACACCAGAAAAACUCCUGCCCUAUCUCUUACGCCAUUCUGAAUUGUCCUCUUCCAUGAUGCUCUAUCACAAAACUGCUUGCUUAUACUUCUGUUUCGUUUUUACAGGAGCUUUUUGAAUUUCUACAUUGGCUGGGGACAGAAGUAUAUUAUUUCAAACUUUGAGCCCGCACUUCACCCAGACGUGAUGGAGGAGUUUCCCUCUGGACCUGAAACCACAGAAAUGGAAGACCCUACAGCAGACGAAGAAGAGGCCUGGAAGGCCGCUCAUGCGGAGUUGGGUGGCGGCUCGAAAGAGGACUCCGGUUCAAACAGUGAUGAGGGAAACGAUGAGGGCGACGACUGGGCUGAUGAGGACGCCUAA
This is a messenger RNA of Spirometra erinaceieuropaei, 2753 nucleotides long. The record is from the annotation of a GenBank genome assembly. Lineage: Eukaryota; Metazoa; Platyhelminthes; Cestoda; Diphyllobothriidea; Diphyllobothriidae.